AUGGACAAUCCCUACCCAUUCAUGGGCGAGCCAAUGAAUGUCCACCUUGUCGCACACAAAGCCCACACCAAAGAUCCCCUCUACAGUUUCUCGUCGUACGGUGGCUUCACAGAUAUAACGUCUGCACCCAUGAUCGGUGACAUGUUCUUCCCCACCAAAAAAGAACCCAGCGAAGAGCAAGAGAUAGCGGCCACGGUGCUGCUAUAUAAAGCCAUUGAUUGCGGUCAGAUCCCCAGCAACCAUCGAGCGAAGAACGUGUUCGGCUUCGACAGCUGCGAAUCUCGGGUGCAAGAAAUGUGCCUUUUGGAGGCCUACAGACGUGUCAAGAGCAAAGGAGUUCACCACGAGCUCUUGGAUUCGUGGCGCACCAAGGCAACGAUGGAAACCCAUAUUGGCAAGAUCCUUCGUGCAUCAAUGGAUCAGCAUCCACCAAUGCCGGCCUAUAACCAGCUUCAAGCUCUUGAGAUCCUACGAGGUCUUGACCGUGAAAUGGAAGGCCGGGCCUCAACUUGGACCACCUACGAACGAUUGUUGCGAAGCAAAAUGGAAGACUACGACGCUUGUAUCAAAUGCGGUGCCACACAUACCACCAGCACUCCGGGCGUUAAGCCUCUGAAUCGCUGUGGACGAUGCAAGAAAGUUUUCUACUGCAGCAAGGAGUGCCAAAAGCAGGACUGGAAUGUUCACAAGGGUGCUUGCAGAUCCGAACAUGAAAUUCCCAGAGCGGCUUCCAAUGACGAAUAG
Exophiala xenobiotica is the source of this 744-nucleotide messenger RNA. RefSeq lists its product as uncharacterized. The transcript has 2 exons. Bases 1 to 744 code for a protein of 247 amino acids. Lineage: Eukaryota; Fungi; Ascomycota; Eurotiomycetes; Chaetothyriales; Herpotrichiellaceae. The record is from RefSeq and is a predicted model, not a curated record.